UGAGCGACAGUUUCAGUUUCCCUGUUUAUUUCAAAAUGGCUUUCGUCUGGCUUGUGUGUAGAGUAACACUGUUCUCCGUGUUCGUUUGUCUCGUCGCUGUUGCAGAAGGGAAACAUUUCAAAGGCUUUCGUGUUGCGCACGACGAACACACCGAGCACGGAGGUGCGUUUGAGGAACAGUGGUUCACUCAGAAACUGGACCACUUCAACGGUGCAGACAGCAGAGAGUGGAAGCAGAGGUACUUUGUCAAUGAAAGCUUCUACAGAGCAGGAGGGCCAGUGUUUGUGAUGAUAGGUGGAGAAGGUCCAGCUAACCCAGCGUGGAUGCAGUCGGGAACCUGGCUCACCUACGCUGAGAAAGUGGGCGCCCUCUGCUUGAUGCUGGAACAUCGCUUCUAUGGAAAGAGUCACCCGACUGUUGACCUGAGCACAGACAACCUGCGCUUCCUCAGCAGUCGUCAGGCUUUAGCAGACCUGGCUCACUUCCGCACCAACAUGGCCGACGCCCGAGGCCUGACCAACAGCAAGUGGGUGGCGUUUGGAGGUUCAUACCCGGGUUCCCUCGCCGCGUGGUUCAGGCUGAAGUACCCACACCUGGUUCAUGCUUCUGUGGCCACCAGUGCACCGGUCCAUGCGACCGUCAACUUCCCAGAGUACUUGGAGGUGGUGUGGCGUUCACUGGCCUCAGAGGACACACAGUGCCCCCUACUGGUGAAAAAAGCUUCAGAUACGCUCGUGGAACGUCUGAAGGAUCCCAAGAACUACGAGAACAUCACCAAAGAUUUCAACUUGUGUUCCAAACUGCAGAUCCAGACAGAAGCAGACUCUGCCUACUUCCUGGAAACACUGGCUGGCAGCUUCAUGGACGUGGUCCAGUACAAUGAAGACAACAGGGGCUUUGAGGGCGUGAAGGGCACGAACAUCACCAUCCAGGUGCUGUGUGCUGUGAUGGCCGACGCCUCCCUGGGAGAGCCUUACGCCCGCUACGCUGCUGUGUCGCGCCUCAUGAUGGACACUUUCUCUAUGAAAUGCUUGGACGCCAGCUUCACUUCUUACCUCAGAGACAUGACCAACACGUCGUGGGAGGGGCCGGCUGCAGGGGGAGGGAGACAGUGGGUCUACCAGACCUGCACUGAAUUUGGAUUCUACCAGAGCACUGAUUCACCUAAUCAACCAUUCACUGGCUUCCCUCUGGUGUAUCACGUGAAACAGUGUGCAGACUUUUUCAAUGUGAGCUGUGAGCAGCUGGCAGAGGCCGUGGCUCAGACCAACGAGUAUUACGGCGGCUACAGCAUCCGCUCCAGCAGAAUACUUUUCCCCAACGGCUCCAUUGACCCGUGGCACGCACUGGGAAUCACUCUGGACAUCUCACCUGACCUCCCUGCUGUUUUCAUCAAAGGAACAGCCCACUGUGCCAACAUGUACCCAGCCAGGAGCGAGGACCUCCCCCAGCUGGUUAUGGCCCGGGACCACGUCUUUUUAGUCCUGCAGCAGUGGCUGAAGCAGUGAUUGUUCUGGUCACAUCGCUGACCUUUGAGGCUGCCUGUAACACACACACACACACACACACGCACACACACACACACACGACUAAAUGAGGAAGCACUUUACAUCAUAAUCAGUAGCAACAAAGACUGAUUUUGAGCUGAUGAAUAAAGAAGAUGUUGUGACUUUA
This is a messenger RNA of Solea senegalensis (Senegalese sole), 1674 nucleotides long. RefSeq names its product serine protease 16 (gene prss59). NCBI's taxonomy places the organism in Eukaryota, Metazoa, Chordata, Actinopteri, Pleuronectiformes, Soleidae. Gene Ontology annotation, biological process: proteolysis. The record is from RefSeq and is a predicted model, not a curated record. The transcript is spliced from 9 exons. The coding region runs from base 36 to 1508 and encodes 490 amino acids. Gene Ontology annotation, molecular function: serine-type exopeptidase activity; dipeptidyl-peptidase activity.